This is a messenger RNA of Prorocentrum cordatum, 1095 nucleotides long. Lineage: Eukaryota; Dinophyceae; Prorocentrales; Prorocentraceae. The record is from the annotation of a GenBank genome assembly.
AUGUCGAAGACGUGGGAGCUUACGAGCAGCACCAAAUCGAUGUAUGACUAUUUUUCUGACCACAACCCUGGGAGGAUCUAUGCCACGGGGGAUGGCAGCGCCAGCGACACCCACAUCGCAUCGGACAUGCCGUCAUCUUUCAGUGGGGAUGGCACGCCGGGGGACCCGAUCUUUGGCGCCGAUGGUGGCUUGGUGUUCAACUGGUGGUAUUCGAACAAUGGAGCUCGGGUUGCUGUUCCUGGUGGCUACAAGACCCCAUACUCUCUUCCGGGAACCGGGGAGAACAACGACGACCUCCACGGUCUGGGCAACGAGUUCGGUGCUAACACUCAAGCUGGUGGAGGGAGUGGCAGCUGGUGGCACGACGCUGCCAAAAUCAUGGGGGACUGCCACGGCACUUCCUGCCAGGUGCUUGGCAGCGACCACGGAAGUGCGUGGGGGAGCACGGACUUUGGCUGCUUGGGCAGCUACGCCAUCUACGUGUCUGCUGCUCUGUCCACUUUCCCCUGCCAGGGCUCGACGCUGUCGGCGCAGGUGUCGGGGGCGGCAGCGGGCGGAGCGGGGGGCGCGGCUGCCGUUGGCGAUCCCCACCUGCGGAACGUUCACGGUGAGCGCUUCGACUUGAUGAAGCCGGGCAAGCAUGUUCUGAUCAACAUCCCCCGUGGAGCGGGCGCUGAACGUGCCUUGCUUCGCGUGCAGGCCGACGCGCGCCAGUUGGGCGGACAGUGCGCGGAUAUGUACUUUCAGGAGCUGAACGUGACGGGGUCGUGGGCGGAGGCGAAACAAGCUGGAGGGUAUCAUUUCAGCGUGUCGCAAGGUGGCGACGUCGCGACUCCAGAAUGGGUUGCUUUCGGUAAGGUCGUGCUCAAAGUCGUUCAUGGGCGCACGGACAGUGGUCUGUCGUACUUGAACGUGUACGUGAAGCAUUUAGGGCGAGCAGGAUUUGCCGUGGGAGGUCUUCUGGGUGAAGACGACCACACGGGCGUAGUCACCCCUCCAGAGGCAUGUGCCAACCGCUUGGCCCUGGUUGACAGUGCGGAGGGGGGCCAAACAGCUCCCUCAGUGCUCUCAGUCGCAGAGGCAAGCCUCGCUUGA